AUGGUAGCCAUUCCAAAAGAAGAGAAUAGUGUUGGGGUCGGCGGCGGUAGCAGCAGGGGCAGCAACAACAACAACGGUGGGGGACCUCUCCACCGAUUCUUCUUCAUAAACAACAUCCUCUGCUGCUCGGAGUCUGCGGACGGCUCUUUUCGGCCGUCGGAUGUGUUUGUUGGGCUUGACCCGCCUCCGACAACAACCCUUUUGCUCGGCAACGCAUCCUCACCCAGCAGCGACACCACAACGGAGGUUGGUGUUGAGGCUGUGGAAAGGGAUUGUCUUCUCUUCAACACCUUUGGCGUUUUAUCAGGGGGUGUUCUUGUUGAUCCAUGCACGCUGCGCUUCGUAGACUUUACCGAUGACAUGAUCAUCACACCGACUGUUUGCCAAGAGCGCAGCGGGAAUGAUGCGCAUUACGAAUCGCUGGCGCAUGACAAGAUUCGGGCAGAGGGUGUUCUGUGUCUGUGCUCGUCGAUUGAGCCAUUUAACGCCUCAGGGACACGGCACACGCCGCUUUCAUGGCCGCGGUCGCUCCUUCCCAUGAAUCCGACAGGUGUGCGCAACUUGGCUCGGCGCACCCUCCGCGGCGUCCUGCGCCGCCUCCAUCCGAGCGCCCCACUGGACUACGGAAAGUUGUCCGUCUUGGAGCACCUCCGGUGCCAGAUCAAGUGCACGCGUCCACAGACGACGUUCCUCACGGAAAAUAUUCCAUUCCGGUUUCAACUCGGUGGGAAGCGGUAUCGGCUCGAAGAAGAGGGUAAUGCGAGCAGCGGCGACAGCAGCAGUGGUGGUAUUGCCGCCACGGUGGGAUCGCCGUACUCCACGUUUCACGCCUUCACAGGUCUUCCAAAAAUGAUUAAAGCGAAGGUUGAUUAUGCGGCCCCCUUCUGUCCUGAAUUUGGCGUGGCGCGCCGUCUGGAGCUGCAUGUGCGGCGGUUGGUGCGGCCUACGCGCGGGGAACUCUAUAUCGGGGAAGGCCCACGACGUCCAUCGCAUACGUUAGGGCUUCGUAGGUUAUGGUGGACGUUUUUCCGAUACUUUGAGAUUCUCCGCGUGCGCCCCUCCUCUCCCUCAUCAUCAGCGGAACGCACGGUAUGGCGGCUGGAGGAUGACGCGGAUGUGAAGUACACCACUGCACUGCAGGAAUUUGAUGCUGCGCGCAUUGAGGGGAGAGCUCCGCGGGGAAAUAAGCGUGUUGCUUCUGAUGCGUGGGACUGGCUCCUCCGCCACGACCGUGAACGUCUGCUGCGGCGCCUUCAGCGGGUUCAGCGCUGCUUGAACAAAAUUGACUCGGCACGAGAUUCCAGUCUCUAG
Trypanosoma grayi is the source of this 1311-nucleotide messenger RNA. RefSeq lists its product as hypothetical. NCBI's taxonomy places the organism in Eukaryota, Euglenozoa, Kinetoplastea, Trypanosomatida, Trypanosomatidae. The transcript has a single exon. The record is from RefSeq and is a predicted model, not a curated record. The coding region runs from base 1 to 1311 and encodes 436 amino acids.